This is a messenger RNA of Podospora pseudopauciseta, 3481 nucleotides long. RefSeq lists its product as uncharacterized. The coding region runs from base 902 to 3247 and encodes 781 amino acids. The transcript is spliced from 3 exons. Gene Ontology annotation, biological process: carbohydrate metabolic process. NCBI's taxonomy places the organism in Eukaryota, Fungi, Ascomycota, Sordariomycetes, Sordariales, Podosporaceae. The record is from RefSeq and is a predicted model, not a curated record. Gene Ontology annotation, molecular function: hydrolase activity, acting on carbon-nitrogen (but not peptide) bonds.
GACGAACCGACCCAUUUGAUGCUCUCUUGAUUAACCAUCCUCGCCAUCACACCAUCUGUAAGGGACCUGGGCCUCACCCCUGGAUCCAAGCUCAACCCCAGGACCUUGGCAGUACGGGAUCUGCGUGCCAAGCUCUUGGCUGCCACGAUGCGAGUGCCGAGAAGUCUCCGCACUGCUAAAUUAAACGUCCACCAAGAUCUUCAUCAGGCGCUGAGAGCGAGAAUGGAUGGCAAACUGGCAAACUUGCUCACAGCUGCCAGCAUUCAUUUGGAGCAUAUUUGGUGUUGUUCCUUAGAGGACGCCCGACAAAGCCGGAAAGCGGAACGAUGACUCUUGUUGCUACACACUGGCGAUUCUGCCGUGUGUACACGAGAUGGCCAGGCUAUGUAUGCUCGAUACGCCAUCUCUUGAUGUUGCUAGGUCAGCUCGAUAUCCGCUCCACAUCAUGGUUCCUGGCCCUGAGCGGCAAUGUUGGGACAAGCUUUCACAAGAACGUACAAGCUCACCAAGAAAUCUGAAGUUGCAAUCCGCGGAGGUAAGCGAGGGUGGCUGCAAGGUUGGCUCGCCAGCUGCGAAUUUACCCCUUCAUCCAUGCCGCCUCACUCUAUUUUUCUUGCCAGGAAAUGGGUGUUCAUGGCGUAAGCCCUAUAAGCUGAGCCCACUCGACGUUUCACUGUGGUCCUUGAACCAUCGACUUUGUUACAUUCGUUUUUAGGGGCAGCUUCCAAACUCCUCUUUCUCCAUGGAUCGAUCGGGCAUGUCGCCAACCGAAAUCCCUAGCCGAAUUGUUGCAUCUCAGAGGCGAAGCGGAGAAUACAUAUACGAGCAAUGCUCCUCGAAGUUUGGCCCAUGAUAAACACCCUGCUCCUUCAUAUUUACAGAACUGUCUGACACACCCGACAUGUUCUUCGAGCGUUGGUUCGCCGCCGGGCUGGCUGGCAUUCUGGCUGCCUCUGGAGUAAACGCACAAGCCUGCACAUCUAAUCUUCUUAUCGACAACUUCACCAAAUGGACCAGCGGUGUCAAUAACCUUGAAUCCCCAAACGGCGAUGACGGUUCAAUGGAAUUCAUUGCGGCUGGGACAGGUCAAGUUGUCUUCACCCCCAAGGAUACCACCUCGUAUUUUUAUGAAUCAUUCGAAUGCCAACCUGCCGUUACAAACGGAUAUGGAGGAUUGCAAUUCACCGUCGAGGGCCCUGCCGGUGCUUCGUUUGCUCUAGAGCUUCAGACAACUUCGUCUUGUAGCGCCAACGACGGGACAUACAAGAGUCACUACACCAUCAUCGAGAACCUGACCGGAAGCCGCCAGACAAUUAAUGUUCCCUUGGUCGGCUUUGACAACGAACCCAACUACGAUGCUGUUGUCGGUUGGGUUUGGGCUGUAUUUUCACAGUCCAAUGUUCAAUGGUCGAUUGGCAAUAUCACAUGGAUAUGCGGGAAUGUGGCUCAGCCAACGUCCCCUGGUUCAACAAGUGUACCGACAAGAUCAACCAUCGUCCCUACCGCAACUCGAUCCACAAUAGCACCGCCAGUCACCACCAGCCAGCCCGCAACGUGCUUCAACUUGUUGAUUGAUGACUGGGCUUCUCAGUCCCGUCUUACAUUCUUGGGCUACAACGCUAUGGGGCAAGCAACGAGCGAUGAUGGAACAAUGUCAAGUGUCGUUGUCAGCAACAACAGGGUCCUCCUUUACCCCAAAGAUGCCAACUCGUACUUUUACAGUCAGUUUGGUUGUUUGAAUGCCAACAACAGAUACGGAGGCAUCUCGUUCAGGGUCAGGGCGGCACGAGGCACAAGCUUUUCAGUGGCUCUGGGAUGGUCCGAUAGUUGUGGCUCAACCAACGUCAAGACGGUUAGUUUGACAACAGCGCAGUUAAAGUGGACAUUCGAUGGCACCGAGAAGCUGUACUCCUUCCCCUUUUCAGUGUUCAGUGGCGUCGAUACGACAAAGCUGGAUAUGAUUUAUUUUUCCGGCCUCAAUGCGGGCAUCAUCCUCGGCCCCAUGUCCUUCUACUGCGGAUCGACAGCUACCGAGUACGUCGCGCCAGCAUCGUCACCAGCUCCCUCUGCCCUCACGCGCACAACAACCCAGGUGGCAACCCCAAGUGCCAAGGGUUAUGUUAUUGACACAUUCUCCAACGAAAAUACCAACUCGCUGGGCGAAUGGCACGGUCCGGAUGAGGGCAUGGCGGUCACAUUUGGCAACAACGCCAUUACAAUCCGUACCAACGACUCUGAUCAAAGCUGGAACACUCAGUUGGCCAACAAGUGCGCCGACCUCCGCAACCUGACAGGAGGCUAUCUCCAUAUCGCGUACUCGGGUAGCAACAAGUUUAGUAUCGCCCUCCAACAACACAACUCCAAGUGCAACGAGACGAUGGCCCCCUAUCCCGAGACCUGGGAUUCCGUGGAAGCCUCUCGCUACGCAACCACCUCCGACAUCUACGUCCCCAUCACCCACUUCAGCAUCAACCUCCAGCGCGUCAUUGGUUUCAACCUCCGCGGCUUCUACACUUCAGAGCCGACAACAAUUACCAAGAUCGAAAUCGUCACCUCCAUCCCGCCCAACUUCAAGAUCCCGCCCAAGCUAGCCUCGGGCAGGCUAGUGUUCGCCUGCACCCGCCCCAACUCCUUCGCCUUUGCCAUUGACGACGGAAACCCAGAGUACAUCCCCCAGGUCAUGAAGAUCCUCAAAGAAGCCAACAUCCCCCUCACCUUCUUCACCGUUGGCCUGCCCCUCCUAGAUCAGAGCAACGGCCUGGCAGCAGCGUACAAAGACAUGGCCUCUCGCGGCCACCAGAUCGCCCUGCACAGCUACACGCACCCCAAGAUGGAAGGCCUCGCCACCGAGCAAGCCAUCGACUGGGAGAUCCAAAACGACAUUGGUGCCGUCCGCCAGGUGUUUCCAAACCUACGGUCGUCCUACUUUCGCCCUCCGUUCGGAACAGAAGGUGCGAGAAUGAGACAGCGCCUGGCGGCAAACCUGAACGAUCCAGAGCCGUAUAUUGUUGGGUGGAGCAUCGACGUGGAGGACUGGCUUUGGGCUGAAUCAUCCACUCCCAACAAGCAGCUCGAUGCGUUCAAGCGCGAUCUGGCCAAGGGCGGGAACUUGAUGGUGAUGCAUUACUUGCACCAAAGCACGGUGGACUUGUUGCCCGAGUUUAUCAAACUGGCCAAAGCGAGCGGGAAGAGGUUGAUGAGGGUGGAUCAGUGCUUGGAGGACCCGAAGGCGCCGGCUCUGACUUGAUGAAAAGUUUUGGCAAGAUUGUUUUUACUGGUGAUAGGUAUGGUUGUAAAUAGUACACGCAAAAAGCUGCGGGGAAAAGCAACAAUGAUCUGAUGCUGCGACGCCCCCGCUCAAACCAGCUGGGACAAACGCUGGUCAGUUAGCAUCUACACCUGUGUGGAACGGUUGAAUCACAGUCUCAAAAGUAGGUAUCAUUGAAAACCAGGCGAUAUACAACUCCAUGCUCCCAGCCAA